Messenger RNA from Medioppia subpectinata, 2121 nucleotides. Lineage: Eukaryota; Metazoa; Arthropoda; Arachnida; Sarcoptiformes; Oppiidae. The record is from the annotation of a GenBank genome assembly.
UUGAGAGUGAAUGGGUUGGGAGGGCUGACAGUGACCACAACCGUCGGUUGCGUAAACUCAGUGAUGGGACUCAAACUCAUAUCAGGGAUGGGUUUGAUAGUGAAGUCAAACCCAUUGUAUCGUUUGAUACCCGGGAAGAAGUCGUCGUCAUCGACGACGGGCUGCGGUCGACACCACACACCCCACGGACCAGACACUGUCCACACCACCAAUGCCUGCGCCAAACACAGCAAAUACAAUGACAUUUCAGGAAAAACUUGUUUGGCUAUGGGUUUAUUGCCUGCGGGAGAACAGCUUAAUUUCCAGGAUAGCCAGCGACACGCGGAACACAUCCGAAGACAAGGAAUUAAACAAUUUAUUAAUAUCUAUAACCGGAAUAAAGACCGAAUCGACCGAUGCUUCAAAUGGGGCGAUGAGAUGGAGUACACGAUCGUCCGCUUUGACCACAACAGCCAUAAGGUUAGACUUAGUCUUCGGUCCGAAGAGUUACUCCACAUUAUGUAUGAGAGGGAAGAGAGAGAAGGAAAGAACCAACGGGUGCUUUGGAGACAAGAGUCUGGCUCUUUCCAGAUCGAGGCCACACCCGGACAGCCGUACGGCUAUAAUAGUGACCUCAACGACAAGAAUUCAAUGAAUAAUCUGUUUAAUAACGUGGAGAACCAGAUGAGAGAACGACGUCUGGAUAUCCGGGGUUUGCUCCACGAAGACGAGGCAAUCCUAUGUCUGACAAAUUAUCCUAGGAUGGGAUGUACGGACACAACAGUGCCCAACACUAAACCCGAUCCGUUGAACAGUGUCUCCGGCAGUAUAUUCGUGUCGGACGAUCACAUCAGUCACUUAAACCAGAAGUACUUUAUUAUCGAAAAGUAUUUUAAUGAACGCGUCGGCCAUAAAGUGGCCAUAAAUGUGCCCAUUUUUAAGGACACCAAAACUCCCGACCCAUUCAUUGAGUUCUUCGGCCACAAGGAAGCGAUGAGAGCGGCAAAAGUGGACCACAUUUAUAUGGACUCAAAGAUUUUUGGCAACGGUUGCUCCUGCCUGCAGGUAACAAUGCAGGCGACGGACGUGAACGAGGCGUUCAUACUAUACGACCAGUUGGCGCCGUUAACCCCCAUAAUGAUGGCAUUGGGUGCGUCGACCCCUAUAUAUCGGGGCUAUUUGUCGGACAGAGACGGCCGAUGGGACGUCAUUGCGGACUCACUCGACGACCGCACCCCUGAGGAGAGGGGAGAGAAGCCGUUGAAACACAACAAAUACCGGAUCCAAAGGCCCCGGUAUUCAGCGAUAGGCGCCUAUCUGUGCGAAUCAAACCAAUCAUACAAUGACAGUCCGAUUGCCUAUAAUACAGAUUAUUACAAUGAGCUGAUCGGGUCUGGAGUGCCGUCACCGCUGGCCCAACACAUCGCCUAUUUAUUCAUAAGGGAUCCGAUCCUCAUAUCGAGUGAAAAACUGGAUCAAAACCCGGAGACAGAGUCCGAUCACUUCGAGGCCAUACAGGCGACAAACUGGCAGUCCCUGAGAGUGGAGUUCCGGCCGAUGGAGAUCCAGAUGACGGACGCCGAGAACGCGGCCUUCGCUGUCGUCACUAUAUUAUUGUCGAGAGUUAUAUUGAAAUAUAAACUCAAUUUCGUUAUCCCUAUCACUAAAAUUGAUGAAAACAUGUCAACCGCUCAGAAGAGGGAUUCAGUAAAUCGGUGUAAAUUCUGGUUUAGAAAAGACAUCUUCACCCCAAAUACACCGCUAUUUGUGAACGGCUUUAAUGAUAAUCACGUCAUAUAUGAUGUCGAGGAGGAAUCAUAUAUAGAGAUGUCCAUCAAUGAGAUAAUGAAUGGUUACGAUCAAGAAUUUCCGGGUUUAAUACCACUAAUAAAGGAUUAUGUAAACAGCAUAGCACUGGACGCCCAGACCUACGGUAAAGUUCAACAAUAUAUCCAAUUAAUUGCCGACAGAGCGUCGGGCAAACUCCCGACACCCGCCCAAUGGAUACGAGAUUUUGUCCGAAAACAUAAUACCUAUAAAUAUGAUUCUGUAGUCAAUGAGAACAUUACUUAUGAUUUGUUAAACACUUUAAAUCGUAUUCAAAAUGAAUGCCUAAGUGUUAAUGAAUUGGUUAAGAAUUAA